Messenger RNA from Coffea arabica (coffee), 582 nucleotides. NCBI's taxonomy places the organism in Eukaryota, Viridiplantae, Streptophyta, Magnoliopsida, Gentianales, Rubiaceae. The record is from RefSeq and is a predicted model, not a curated record.
AUGGGUCAGUCUGGCAAGCGCUUGGAUCGGACAUUGGGGAAUAGGCGGUGGUCCGAGGCCUACCCACUUUCUAGGGUUUCCUAUAUGGCCAGAGGGAGAUCGGACCACAACCCUUUGUUGAUUCGAUGUGCAGGCUAUAGGGUUAGAUCGUCUUGCUUUCGGUUUCUUAAUGUUUGGCACCGGCACCCCCAGUUUCGGGAGAUAGUGUCGGAUGCAUGGAGUGAAGAGGUCUAUGGCAUGGAGAUGAGUCCCCAGGAGGAUAACGAGCUCAUGAAACGGCUUCCUACGAUGGAGGAAAUCCACGAGAACUUCUUCCAGGGUAUGGAGCAACCCAAGAGCUGGUCACACUCUAUGGUGGUGCUCAUCCCAAAAGUGGAGGUUACAUCCCAUUGGCAGGAUUUUCGGCCUAUUAGUCUUUGUAAUGUAAGUUCUAAGAUAGUGUCUAAGAUAUUGGCGAUCAGGAUAAGUAAGCUCCUCCCGAAGCUCAUUUCACCAUGGCAAACAAGGUUUGUUCCAGGACGAGGUAUAGUGGACAAUGUUCUAAAGGGUGCUCCAGGCACGUCAAGUGUUUUGAGUUGUUAA